CGCUCUCAACUCGCUCGGAACGGACGUGUCCAAAACUUGGAAUUGGAAAAUAGUGAUAAAGUGCAAGUCGCGCAAAAUAAGCCUAAAUCGCGCGUGUGAGAAAAUCAAAUUUAAUUAAGAAGCUAAAAUUGUAUAUGUACUACAUAUAUAUGUAUGUGCAUAAAUUCAAAGCAGAAGCCAAAGUGUAACUGUGCUGGUCUCCCGCCCAGUCUGUGUGGCCAGAGCGAGUGUGAUACGUGCGUGUGUGUGCGUGUAUGUGUAAUUUGUACAACACACAAAUUUUCACAUACGAAUUCGAUGUGAAAAAUUGAAUUAACAAAUUUGUGUGCACAUGCAAAUGAAUGAAAACUGAUUUAUAACCUAAUCAUUUUAAUUGCAAAACUUCAAUCACUGCUUAAGUGUCUCAAGAAGAUACAACAACGGAUUUCCCAUUUUUGCCAAACGGGAAAACUGCAGCAGCAGCAGCAGCGGCAACAACAACAACAACAACAACAGUAGCAGCAGCAACAAACAACUUGUUAAACUGUUUCGCGAGGCAGGGAAUGGUAUAUUUCUUGGGGGAUUGGGGCAUGGGAGAUUCUGACUUGUCGUCAUAUCAGCAGCAUGUUCCAAAUAUACAGCAGCAACAACGCAUCCAUGGACGUGAUUUACAUCAACAGCAGCAGCAGCAACAACAACCGCAGCAGCAGCAGCAGCAACAACAGCAGCAGCAGCAACAGCAAUUGGUUACACAAAUCUCAGCUAGCCUAAACAUAUUGCAAUCACAGUUGCAAUUUGCCAGCGGUUCCAGCUUCCUUCAACAACAGCAACAACAUCAGCAGCAGCAGCAGCAGCAAUCGCCCGCCCCAUCGCCCCAUCAUCAUGUUGUUGGUACGAGGAGCAGCAGCAGCAUCACCAGCACCAGCAGCAGCAGCCUGGUAACCGCUAAUCUUCAGCAACUAUCGGUGAGCAGCGGUGGCAACAACAACAGCAGUUGCUCAACUCCCACCAAGUCACAACAUCAACAUCAGCAGCUGCAGCAACAACAACAGCAAUUGCCGCCAACUUGGCUGCGACAAUGCUCCGAAUCAACACAAUCAGCUGCCGAUAGCUGCGGAAAGGCAAAGACAUUGCAGCAUUCAGCACAGCUCAGCAAGGAUCUCCUGGAAAAUGAAGAUGAGGUGGCACUUCAUCCACUUUCCAAUCAGGUCGGAGGACACACUCGCCUGUUGUUGCUCAACCAGUCGACGGUGAUCAAGCCGCUGAAUUUGCGCGAAUUGGACUUUUAUCAGAACAUUCCGCAGGACAUACAGAAGUUUGUGCCCAAGUACAAAGGCGUUAUGCAAGCGACCUCCAUGGGCGGCAUCAAGUUGGACAAACGCUACUCCCCCAGUUUCCGGGACGAGGCCGCCGCGGUUCCCGUUCGCAAGAUGAGCGCCUCGAAGCGCAAGCGUGACGAUGUUCUAAGAAUGAAGGUGCAUAAGAACGGAAAUGCGGCCGAUGUUAUCAAGAGCAUUUCGCAACUUGACAACUCCAAUAAGCAAUAUUUUCUGAUGCUCGAGAAUAUCACGUCGCAGUUUCGUAAUCCCUGCAUUCUGGACCUGAAGAUGGGCACUCGACAGCAUGGUGACGAUGCAUCCGCUGAGAAGCGCUCCAAGCAGAUGGCCAAAUGCGCAGCGAGCACAUCCGGAUCAUUGGGUGUCCGUCUAUGCGGCAUGCAAACCUAUCAGGCGGAUCUGGAACAGUACGCCAAGCGGGACAAGUACUGGGGACGUGAGCUUAACGAGUCGGGAUUCAAGACCGCACUGCAUGAUUUCUUCUACAAUGGCUUUCGUCUGCGCAUCCGUGUCAUACGCAAGAUCCUGCAGAGAUUGCUUCAGUUGCGACGUGUCAUUGAGAAACAAUCCAGUUAUAGAUUCUACUCCUGCUCCUUGCUUAUUGUCUACGAGGGCUACGAGGAGAAUCCAAUGGCCCAUCCGCCCUCCAUGGAUUUGGAUGACUGGCUGGAAGCACCCAAAUCGGCCGAAGUGCAACCUAAGGCAGCGUUUGACUUUCAUCCAGAGAAUAGCAUAGAUGAGGAUGACAUCGAGGACGAUGAGGCUGGACAUGAGGCGGGCGAUGAGCUGGAGCCGCACGAUACCGACGAGGAUUUGCAGCUGGUGGCCGCCGUUGAUAGCGGCAAUGCGUCGGCAACGAACAGCAGCACCGGUGCGGAUGGUUGUAACUACGAUGCAGAUGCAUCCAAUGACUCCAAUUCGCGCUUGAAUCUGGCCACGCGUCGUCAUCUGCACAAGCGCGGCUUUGCGGAGGCGGCGGCUCGUGGUGUCAAACAGACUGCCACCAGCUCCACCACCACCACAGACGAGGAGGAAGAGGAGGAGGAGGAAGAGGAGGACGAUGAGACCAACAAGUCUCAGCAUUCGCAUUUGUCCGUGAUGCCACCACCGCGCAGCUGCGGCGUCUUGCCAUCCAAAUCAUCAGCUGGGGGCAAGAGCAGUGGCAACAACGCAACACCUGCAUUCAUUCCAAUUUCCGAAGAGACAGUAUUUCUGGAUCCAGAGCCAGCGCUGCCCAGCGUGACAACCUCAUCGCCACAUUCCGGUGACUCAUGGAUGAACUACAGCAGCAACAGCAGCGACGACUUCUCCGGCCUCUCGGAGCAGAUCAAAGCCGUGGCCAGUGGCCGACAGACAUGUAACAACAGUUCCGAUGACGGCAGCUCGGACUACGACAGCAGCAUAAUUGGACCCACAGAGGCCAUGUUCAAGCGUUACAAGUCACAGCAAUCCUUCGAUGCAGCGGCAGCAGCAGCAGCUGGUGGUGUGGGAGCCACCCCGUCAUCGCCCCAUGCAACUGGCAACUCGUGUGUCUCAAACAGUGCCACCAUCAAGUCAAUUGUAUCGCCCGCCUCCUCCAGCGCCUCGUCGUUGAAGUCGGUAAAGGGCGCCGUGAAGCGAUUGCGCUGCAAAGAUGAUGAUGAACACUAUGCGGCCCACGAUGACUCCAGGGAUGCCAAGAAGUCAACAAUAACAUCCACACCCGUUUCAGCCGUCUCUUCGCCCUCAAAGACGCGUGCAACGUCGGCGGUGCAACGCAGUUGUGAGAACAUUUGCAACUCUCUGCUCUCGGGCAUCUUGCUGGACUCCCUGGAACGACGUGCCAGUGCCGAGAGUGACAACAACAAUAGCACUGAGCCAAAGACUUCAGCAACUGCAGCUGCUCGGGGUAACACAGCGCUGCUUCACGGCUCCAAAUCCCUGGACAUGUCAGCACCGCCCACAGAUGAUUCGGCUUGUUUUGUGGAUGUGCGUCUCAUUGAUUUUGCCCACACUGCGUUUGUGCCGAGGAACGGCAGCAUGUUGCCUACUCCAGCCGCCGCGCCCGUGCACCAUGGACCCGAUGGUGGCUUUCUCACCGGUCUGGACAGCCUCAAUCGCCUGCUCAACGAGAUAUUGGCCGAAGAAUCCGUCUAGACGGCAAUCUGCUCCUUGCGGCUACAAUCAAAGCUUCCCAAAGAAGCCGACGCACACAACGCAAUCCGCGAACGGGGACAGAAAUAAGUUUAAAGUACAAUUUGAUUUCAAAAUACCUAAAUUGUUGCAACAACAUGUGUUAAAUUAUGAAAUUAAUCUUUAGAAAUUCGAAAUGUGAUUCAGCAAAACAAAAAGAAAAUACAAAAAAACAAACAAAAUUAUUUAACAGUUAACCAGAUAAACCACAAAAAAAUAUAAAAUAAUAUAAUUAAUGGAAACAUUUAUAAAUCCAAACGAUAAGUGCAAGGUAAAAUCCACAGAGCUGACAAUUAUUCAAUUGAUUAACUGAUUUAAACGCAUUUCAAUGUGAUUUUUUAUCAAAAACCAAACAAAACAAAGCAAAAAUAAGAAAUAAAAAAAACCAAUUUAAUAUAUGUUUAAACAAGUUUCUUCCAAACAUAGUUUAAAAUUUAAAGAUAUAUUGAUUGAGAUAUUUAAUAAUUGAUAAAUUGUUCAUGCUACUGCAUUUCCAAGCGCUGAAAAUCGCUAAUGAAAGAUGAGAAUGAAGCGAGUAAUGUUCAUGAAUAUAAAAAGCAACUACUAUAUAUGUAUUGUAUUUUAAAUAAUUAACGGGCGUGCAAGUCAUGCCUUUUUUUAUACUUAGCUAUUAUAAUACAAUGCAAAUGACAAAGCAUCAAAGCGUAAGAACAGUAUUUUGUUAUAUCUUUUUCUUUGCUUUAAAUUGUUUCCUUUCUAUAUUUGUAGCAAUCACACAAAACCGCAACUAAAGUGUGAAGAGCAAGAAAAACGCUAUUAACAUAAAUCCUAAUAACGUAUAUGUAUAUUACUAUUACUUAUUGUAUAAUUAGAAAAUUAAAUGGAAAAACAAAA
Molecule: messenger RNA, 4343 nt
Organism: Drosophila innubila
Lineage: Eukaryota; Metazoa; Arthropoda; Insecta; Diptera; Drosophilidae
Gene: Ip6k
Exons: 8
Coding region: 543-3452 (969 amino acids)
Biological process (GO): inositol phosphate biosynthetic process; phosphatidylinositol phosphate biosynthetic process
Cellular component (GO): cytoplasm; nucleus
Molecular function (GO): inositol hexakisphosphate kinase activity
Source: RefSeq, a predicted model, not a curated record